Messenger RNA from Oryctolagus cuniculus (rabbit), 2361 nucleotides. The record is from RefSeq and is a predicted model, not a curated record. NCBI's taxonomy places the organism in Eukaryota, Metazoa, Chordata, Mammalia, Lagomorpha, Leporidae.
CCCACCCACCCAUAGUCCCGAGCCUCGGUGUGCACCGGGGCUGUGCCCCCGCCAGCCACAGCGACCUCGGCAGCGCGCACUUGGCACAGCCGAAGCACGCGGACUCAGGCGCCAGAGGAGCGCCCCGGCCACCCCAAAACAGUGACAAAGUCCGCGUGCCCCGGGCCCCCAUCUGGAGCCAGCCCACCCUUGGACUGGGCGGCCGGGCGGAGUGGAGUGAGGGAGGUGACUCGCCGGAACAACUUCAACAUGGAGAGUGACUCCACGUUGGAAACCCACUUUCCUCUCUCCAAGGAAGCAGCAGGGGAGCAUCCAGACGACCGGACUGCACACCAGCCCUUCCCCAGACAGCGAUUCCAGCAAGAGACGGGGCGUCCUUCACUGCAAAGAGAUGGCCCCAGAUCCUUUCUCCUUGAUCUACCAAACUUUCCAGAUCUUUCCAAAGCUGAUAUCAAUGGGCAGAAUCCAAAUAUCCAGGUCACCAUAGAGGUGGUCGACGGUCCUGACUCUGAAGCAGAUAAAGAUCAGCAUCCGGAGAAUAAGCCCAGCUGGUCAGUCCCAUCCCCCGACUGGCGGGCCUGGUGGCAGAGGUCCUUGUCCUUGGCGAGGGCAAACAGCGGGGACCAGGACUACAAGUACGACAGUACCUCAGACGACAGCAACUUCCUCAACCCCUCCAGGGGGUGGGACCGUCCGGCCCCAGGCCACCGGACUUUUGAAACCAAAGAGCAGCCAGAAUAUGAUUCCACAGACGGUGAGGGUGACUGGAGUCUCUGGUCUGUCUGCAGUGUCACGUGCGGGAAUGGCAACCAGAAACGGACCCGAUCUUGUGGCUAUGCAUGCACCGCCACGGAAUCUAGGACCUGUGACCGUCCCAACUGCCCAGGAAUUGAAGACACUUUCAAGACAGCUGCCACUGAAGUGAGUCUUCUUGCGGGAAGCGAGGAGUUUAAUGCCACCAAACUGUUUGAAGUUGACACAGACAGUUGUGAGCGAUGGAUGAGCUGCAAAAGCGAGUUCUUAAAGAAAUACAUGCACAAGGUGAUCAAUGACCUGCCCAGCUGCCCCUGCUCCUACCCCACGGAGGUGGCCUACAGCACGGCCGACAUCUUCGACCACAUCAAGCGCAAGGACUUCCGCUGGAAGGACGCCAGCGGGCCCAAGGAGAAGCUGGAGAUCUACAAGCCCACGGCCCGGUACUGCAUCCGCUCCAUGCUGUCCCUCGAAAGCACCACGCUGGCUGCCCAGCACUGUUGCUAUGGUGACAACAUGCAGCUCAUCACCCGGGGCAAAGGGGCCGGCACGCCCAACCUCAUAAGCACAGAGUUCUCCGCUGAACUCCACUACAAAGUGGACGUCCUGCCCUGGAUCAUCUGCAAGGGCGACUGGAGCAGGUACAACGAGGCGCGGCCGCCCAACAACGGGCAGAAGUGCGCAGAGAGCCCCUCGGACGAGGACUACAUCAAACAGUUCCAAGAGGCCAGGGAGUAUUAACGAGACGGGGCAGAGGCGGAGAGAUGCUGCCUUUGGUUUUGUGACGAACGCUCUGCACUGAUCCGCCGGCUGGCACCCGGUCCUUCCUAUCCGCCUGUGUGUAUAUCUGUAUAUACUACACGAGUAUUUUUUAUAAAUCACUCUAGGGGUGCGCGCCGGCCUUGAAGCCAUCCUUGCCAUGUACAGUGCCUACAGACCUCCUCGAAGUCUUACCCCUCCCAGGGGCAUGUGGGCAGGAAGAUGGGAGGACAAAGAGGCCUGAGGAAGAAACCGGGAAGCACAGUGGGUGUGAUUCAGGUCACACUCCAGGAUCCGGUGUUUCCCAGAGAAGGGAAGGGAGAGAGAGACCAAGUUGGAAACGUUAUGAGCAGUCUUUCUAUAUAACUUAUUUAACACGAAUGAUGUGACUUAAGCUUAACCUUUUCUCUGGAGUUGUCCUUGGGAAACUCAUCACUUCUGUGAGAGUUUGAAAAGAAAGGGGCUUAGGGAAGUGGGAGAGAAAGGGAAAUUUGCAAUGAUUUCUUUAAAAAUUAAUAACACAACAAGAAAACACCCACCUUAAACCAAAAUUUUUUAGUCCUAAGGCACCUUGCUGGAGUUGCAGAUGCCAAAAGUCCCUUGCCUCAGUUUGGGUAGCAGUUGGGGGCGGGGGUUGUGGAUAUUUUUAAUAGCAAACCUGAGGCCUGGUUUUAAAUAGUCUUUAAAAUAAAAGGCCAAUAUUAACCUAAUUCUCUGAUUUCACUAAAAUGCCUCCAAAGAGUAAAAUUUCUGCUUAGUAGGUUCAGAAGACAGCAGGAAGUUCAGACAUAAAAACAAGGAGUAGCACUUUUCCAAAGGAAAAAGAAAAGGAAAAAAAAAAAAGAGAAA